This is a messenger RNA of Phyllostomus discolor (pale spear-nosed bat), 653 nucleotides long. RefSeq names its product putative thiamine transporter SLC35F3. The record is from RefSeq and is a predicted model, not a curated record. The transcript is spliced from 2 exons. Gene Ontology annotation, biological process: thiamine transport. Bases 231 to 626 code for a protein of 131 amino acids. Lineage: Eukaryota; Metazoa; Chordata; Mammalia; Chiroptera; Phyllostomidae.
AGGCGGGAGGCUGUGCGCGUGUGGAGUGGCUGCGCGGCCGGGAAGAUGUGCUCCGCGGGGCAGCCGCCGCAGUGAGCUCAGCGACAGGAGCCAGGAGCGCGGCUGGCAGCAGCGGCAGGGCCUGGGCGGCGAACCUGGCGCUCCUGCACGGGGGAGGCCGCCGGCACCGAGGGCGCUCGGCCGGCCCCAGGAUGUAGGCGACCGUGGCUCCUGCUGGCGGACCGCUCACCAUGAAGAAGCACUCGGCCCGGGUGGCUCCGCUCAGCGCCUGCAACAGUCCGGUCCUGACCCUCACCAAAGUGGAAGGGGAGGAGCGCCCCCGGGACGGCCCGGGCCCCACGGAGGCCGCGGCGGGGGCGGAGGCCGGGCGGGCGAGCCGCCGCGGCUGCAGGGGCUCGGGGCCGCGGCUCCGCAAGCUGGCCUGGGGCCUGGCGGUGGUGCUGUGCGUGUGCGCCUCCUGGGCCGGCUCCACGCAGCUCGCCAAGCUGACCUUCCGCACGUUCGACGCGCCCUUCACCCUGACCUGGUUCGCCACCACCUGGAACUGCUUGUUCUUCCUGCUGUACUAUGCGGGCCACGCGUGCAAGGCCGAGGAGAGGCAGUCGGUGUGGCAGCGGUACAGGUAGGCCUCCCGGCGGUUCCCCGGGCUGCGC